Molecule: messenger RNA, 2930 nt
Organism: Purpureocillium takamizusanense
Lineage: Eukaryota; Fungi; Ascomycota; Sordariomycetes; Hypocreales; Ophiocordycipitaceae
Gene: PAN3
Product: PAB-dependent poly(A)-specific ribonuclease subunit 3
Exons: 5
Coding region: 243-2186 (647 amino acids)
Biological process (GO): nuclear-transcribed mRNA poly(A) tail shortening; mRNA processing
Cellular component (GO): P-body; PAN complex
Molecular function (GO): metal ion binding; poly(A) binding
Source: RefSeq, a predicted model, not a curated record
CAAACCUCAACCUCUUUGCGGCAGCCUCUGCGCCCAGGCUCUUGACCACUCGCCCGCCUCCGGAUCCUCGUCGCGCGCCACGGUCCGAGCCGGCAGGGCCUUGCCAUUGUCCUGCGUACUUCGCUUUCCUCACACAUGGGCGCGACGUCGCAGUCGUCAAUUGAGCCAUGGCAUAAGGCUGCCCCAGCGAGACGUCGUAGACCCGGCCCCGAGGACGAUCCCCCUCGAGCAUUGCUAUCUAAAUGGCGACAUCGCGAUUCCAACAGUCAGAUCUGCGGCGUCAGGUCGGGUCUCCGAGGCCCAAAGGUCGCGAGAACAAGGAGACGCUCUGCCGGAACGUCCUCAUCUACGGCCACUGUCGAUACGAGGACCAAGGGUGCACCUUCUCCCACGACUUGAACAAGAACAAUAGCAACAACGGAACUCAGGCCGACAUGUCCAAGAAGGCUCUCAAUGUCGAGUCGCCGUCCUUCACGCCGGCCGGCAUCCAGCCGGCGGUGACCAAGAAGCCAACAUUCUCUACCCAGGCCGCUAGUGCCCCGGCAUUCACGCCACGCUCAGUCGGAGCAGUGACGCCCGCUGGAAGUACUGCCGACACCGAAUCCCCCGUCUUCAAUCCCGCAACUAUCCGCGAAUUCACUCCAAGCUUCGACGUCAGCUCGCAGACGGGUGCGAACGGCUCCAACCAUGACGGAGCUUCGUACGAUCCCUUUACCAUGGCGGCCGUCGGGCAAAACCUGCCUACCCCCCAAUACAACCCUUAUGCCGAGGACCACAACGCCUUGGGCGGCGGGGCCGCGUCCUUCUUCCCGGCCCAAGGAGCCUUCACCACGCCGCUUCAACCACUCCAGUAUCAUCUCUACGCCCCUGUUGGACCCCACAGGGAUGACCUGAUGCCCUACCAGCGCCUCACACACGACUUCUUCAUCCCCGACAAACUCCGAGAGGAUCUGCAGAAGAAGGCCGAGGCAUCGCUGCAGGUCAUGCCCAACUCGCAGCUCCCGCAGCUAGACAACUAUCACUCGUUGGUCGCGCUGGACACGUCGCACAGGAAGAACGCAAACAUAUAUGGCUACCCCAGCUGGGUCUACAAGGCAAUGUCAUCCAAGACUGGAAACCUAUACUGCCUGCGUCGCCUCGAAGGCUUCAGGUUAACCAACGAGCACGCGAUCCGGUCUGUCAAGGAGUGGAGGAAGAUCGACAACGCCAACGUGGUGACGAUCCAUGACGCCUUCACCACCAGGGCGUUUGGAGACAGCUCCCUGAUAUUCGUGCAGGACUACCAUCCCUUAUCCAAGACACUCUCCGAGGUCCACCUCGCCCCCACUCCAGGGCCUGGGAACCGAUUCCAACCAAAGGGCCCCAUAUCAGAGGCCGUCCUUUGGACCUACAUCUCGCAGAUUGCCAACGCGUUGCGGGCAAUACACGGCGCGAAUUUGGCUGCUCGGUGCAUUGAUGUCACCAAGAUCAUCCUGACAGACAAGAACCGCGUCCGACUCAAUGCGUGCUCGGUACUGGACGUGGUGCAGUUUGACAUGAGGCGUCCCAUUCAGGAGCUUCAGCAAGAUGACUUUUUGCAAUUUGGACGCACCGUCCUCGGCCUGGCAACCAACACACUGCCCGUUCACCUCACCAACCUGAACUCGGCGGUCGAGCAGCUGAGCCGCUCCUACUCGGUGGAGCUUCGCGAUACGGUCGUGUGGCUCUUGGCACCGCCCCAGGCCCCGGCUCAGAAGACGAUCGACGAGUUCGUUCGUGGUAUUGCUGGCCAUAUAGUGGCAACGCUGGAUCAGAGCCAACACAGGGCCGACGAGCUCAACACGGAACUCUUCCGCGAGCUGGAAAAUGGGCGCAUUGCGCGGCUCCUCUUCAAACUCGGCACAGUUAACGAGCGCCAGGAAUUCGACGGUGACCGUUCUUGGUCGGAGAACGGAGAGAGAUACAUGCUGAAGCUCUUCCGCGACUACGUGUUCCAUCAGGUGGAUAGCAACGGGAGCCCGGUCCUGGACAUGGGACACAUGCUUCGCUGCCUCAACCGCCUCGACGCCGGUACGGACGAGCGGAUCUGCCUGACCAGCCGCGAUGAGCAAACCAGCUUUUUGGUCAGCUAUAAGGAGCUAAAGAAGCAGCUCAACAAUGCCUUUGGCGAGCUUCAAAAGGGUGGCAAGCAAGGGCGAGGGCUUUAGUCGGCCUCGACUCUCGAUAUCCCAGUACCUCUCCUCAUCUGGCCGCUCCGAGGGGGACAGGCGCUCAGCCGAAGCCUCAGGCCCAAGCAUGGUUUGGAAGGUGGGUGUUUGAUCACUCAUACUCAGAGAUACGAUGAGUGGUGCGCGGCCGGCAGGGAAUCGGCUGCCGGAGCACGGAGGGCUACACGCACGAUGAUGCGGGGGGCUGCUAGGCCUCGGCAUUCUAUCGGGGUACCAUAUAUAUCUGCGCCAUCUACGGCUUCUCGCAGAAGGGAGGGUACAGUACUGGGCACUAGAGGGGGAAGAGGGCAGCAGACGCUCGCGAACACACAGUCGAGGAGAGCGGCGGACCGCCCCGCUGCGUCUCCGAGGGUGGCCCGGCGGCGCCCGCUGCAGGCAGUGACUCUGAACGGACCACACAGACGACCGAUUUCGCACACGGCGGGCUGAAGACGAUGGGGGCUUUGGCUACGACGCGCAGGAACCUAGUUUUUGGAUUGAUGGGCGACCGAACAUGGUACAUGUGGGUGGGAGGCUGUUGUCGGUAUCGAACAGAGGGAGGACGAGCCGGCGGACGACAAGAUGCCUCGUGUUUCCGUUCCUUCUUUUUAAAACAUAUGAGCGAGGAUCUGGAGCGCGUCUGGGCCGAGCCUUCGGACUCGGUUGUACAAGGGGCGUCGGCCACGCGGGUGUGGAUGGCCCCUGGAUGGCCCCUCUACCAGGUCUGGUCUGGUCUGGUCUGGU